AUGAAGCACGGAGGUUCCCCUACAAGGGCCGCACAGGUCAACCAGGAGCGUAGCACAAGCCCGCUCUUUGCGCCUGAGCCAUCGUACUUCUACCCAUAUGCUCGUCCGGAAUCCGCACAUUUGCGCUCAUCAAAAGAAUCCGAAUCCAAAGCCUCUCUAUCACUUUCUUCGAAUGACCGGCCGCUCUCCUUCCAUGGAGCAGUUCGCGACCUCAAGGAGCUUCGCGCUCUCUACGUCCCAUUUAUUUCCUCCGAGGAGGAUUUGACUCCGUCUUCGAGUAAUACCGCGAAUUAUAUUCAAUCUUCCUCAAUCGUUUCUGUCCCAUCUUCACAGUGCCGUCUUCCGCAAGGUUCCGCUGUUUCAGUCACUUCACGCCCUGGAUCAAGCAGGCAGUCCUUCCAUAUGGGCAAAUUCACACCUCCGGCACGAAUCAAUGCCCGUUCGGGCAGAUUGUCUAAAUCCAGUCUACCGAUUGUAACGCCAGCCUCACCAGCUUCGAAGACAAGCGAAACUGAGAGGGAGUCAGUGCCAGAUAUUCUCCCCGAUGCUUCAACCCGCAUACUCGAGCAAUUUGUGAAGUUGAUCAAUUCAAUAGACAUGCAAUCGUUCAGCGGGGAAGAAAAAGAUCUGGUAAUGAACGUGGAUCCGCUCGGACCGUUGCACGUUAGAUCACAAUCUUCCCUGGGAACGAAGUCUAAAGCAUCAAAACGUGAUUCUUUGGUCCCUUCGGCCCGACAGAUAAACUUCUCUUCGACGGUGUAUAACUAUGGGAAUUCCCAAUUGCCUUCGAACCUGCCACAUCUCCGAGUCACCCUUCCCAUAUGGCCUAUCCUCUGUCUCGCUGCACAAUUCUCACAGCGUGCCUAUAGCAUGCCUUCAGACUCGGAAAGGGAAACCUUUGUUGAGGCCGACGUUAAAGGCGGGACCAAUGCUAUGGUGAUCAAGUCCGUUGCUCUAGACCACAUUGAUCUCGUCGUGCUUUCGAUUAGAGGAACAAUGUACACUUCUUUCAAAGAUUGGGCUAGCAAUAUGACGAUAGAGCCCCAGUCACCAGCUGGGUUCCUCGACAAUUCUGAUAACCUGUGCCACGCGGGCUUCUUGGGCGUCGCUCGACAACUGAUUAAGCCCGUAGCCUCGCGUCUCCGACAAAUUCUGAGAGACAACCCGUCUCGUUCUGCCGGUUCGCUGGUUAUAACCGGACAUUCCACUGGCGGGGCCAUUGCAAGUCUCCUCUACGCACACAUGCUCUCUCAGAACGUCAAGUCCGAUCUCAUCAACCUCCGGCGCUCCUUCAAUCGAAUCCAUUGCGUUAGUUUCGGUGCACCACCCGUUUCGGCCCAGCCUCUUAACAAGCCAACCGAGAAAGAUUUCCAAAACUGGUUGUUUUUCAGCAUCAUCAAUGAAGGCGAUCCCGUAACCCUCGCCGAACGGCCAUACGUCCGUUCUCUCAUCGACUUAUACAACACUCCUCCUCCUCCCGUUCAACCAGCGGGCUUCCUCUCCCGUAAAUUUGCCUUCCUGAUCUCGAGGGAUCGGAAGAAAUUCGAUAAGCGCAAGGCAACGUCAGCGGUAUGGUCCAGACCGGCGCCGAAGCUGACAUUGCCAGGAGGGUUGAUAAUCCUACGAGGCAAUGAAGGAAAAGAGGGGAAACAGUGUGCCCGAGCGUAUUUAACGCGAAACGAAGAGCUGGCCAGAGUUGUAUUUGGCGAUGUCAGUAUGCAUUCCAUGGCGCUGUACCAGAAACGAGUGGAGAGUUUAGCAACCGAGGCGGCCUGGGCGAAAUUACACGAAGCGUCUUAG
Messenger RNA from Coccidioides posadasii C735 delta SOWgp, 1800 nucleotides. RefSeq lists its product as uncharacterized. The record is from RefSeq and is a predicted model, not a curated record. Lineage: Eukaryota; Fungi; Ascomycota; Eurotiomycetes; Onygenales; Onygenaceae. Gene Ontology annotation, biological process: lipid metabolic process.